UAUUACUAAAAUGACAACUGUCACAUCGUUCGUGUUUUCUUAUCGUAAGGUUUAUUGAAUCAGUCUGUCAUCUUUCGUUAGGGUAUAAGGUUGGUAUGUAAAAUUUUAGUUGCAGUUUAUGUUUAUUUUUUAAUUGGAUAUCGUGUAUUACAUACGUUAUUAGUGAGUUAAGUGUUUUCCUCUAAGUUUUGUGAGAAAUACAUAUAUUUAAAAUGGUUUCCGGACGAGCAUUACAUUUCGUCUUCAAAGUUGCCGAUAGAACACUGACUGCUAAAUUUUACCGUGAUGUCCUGGGAAUGAAGGUUCUUCGCCAUGAAGAAUUCUCUGAAGGAUGUGAGGCAGCGUGUAAUGGACCAUAUGCAAACAGAUGGAGUAAGACUAUGGUGGGAUAUGGUCCAGAAGACAACCACUUUGUAGUUGAACUCACAUAUAACUAUGGUAUUACACAUUAUGAAAUGGGAAAUGAUUUCAUUGGUAUUACAAUUCAGUCCAGUGAAAGCCUAAAGAGGGCAGCAGCUACAAACUGGCCAGUAAAGGAACAAAAUGGGUUGAAGUAUGUCGAAGCACCUGGAGGUUACAAAUUCUAUAUUAUUGAUAAGCCCCAGCCCGUUGACAAGGAUCCUGUUGUCAAAGUAUCACUAGCAAGUUCAAAUUUAGCAAAAUCAAUAGCUUACUGGAACGGUUUACUUACAUUGAAGAUUUUUGAGAAAACAGAUAAAUCUGCUACUCUAGGUUUCAGCGAUGAUCAAUCAAAAUUGGAAUUGAUAGAUAUUGGUACCACAGUAGACCACGCGAAGGCAUACGGCCGUAUUGCGUUCUCCUGCCCAUUUGAGGAGCAGCCAAUCAUUGAUCAAAAGAUCCAAGAAGCGAAGGGCAAGAUUUUAACACCCUUAAUUUCCCUGGAUACUCCCGGGAAAGCCACCGUCAGGGUCAUUAUCCUGGCGGACCCUGAUGAUCACGAGAUUUGCUUCGUUGAUGAUGAGAGCUUCCGUCAGCUGUCCCAAGUUGAUCCUAACAGUGACGCCGACUUAGAUAAGUACAUUAAAUCUGAUAAAUCUAGGGCGUAAAGUUCAAGAGCCCUUAUUUUUUAUAUAAAGUUACUUGGUACUUAUUUUUUUUUUAUAUUGAUACUUAAUUAUUUAUUAUAACUGAAACUGGUUGUCCUCACACAAAUAUAUUAUUUUUUUAAUGUAAAACUAGCAGUCACGUUAGUCUUUGAAAUUUCCAUAGACAUUUUAUAGCAGUUAUCAAAUAAUUGUAAAUAAUAAAGUUGUAAUCAUUGUACUGAUGACAGCUGUCAUAAAUCGUCGACUCAUGCUUGCAAUGGGAAAAUGGGACUACUACUUCAGUGUGUGAAAAUAAUAUCGUUUUAACUUUUUAACUUAAUUAUUUAACACUUAAUAACAAGAAACCUUAUUAAAGUACCAAUAUAUAUAGUACUAACGCUAAUAAUGAAAAAUUAAUAAAAAAUAAAUUUAAAAAGUUUGGUCCCUGUGGUAGUGUACCUUUAACGCUGGCAACAUUUCCUCGCUGUAUUGCGAUACUUAUU
This is a messenger RNA of Pieris napi, 1549 nucleotides long. It is a transcript of the gene Cjhbp, whose product is annotated as glyoxalase domain-containing protein 4. The record is from RefSeq and is a predicted model, not a curated record. The transcript is spliced from 5 exons. NCBI's taxonomy places the organism in Eukaryota, Metazoa, Arthropoda, Insecta, Lepidoptera, Pieridae. Bases 213 to 1067 code for a protein of 284 amino acids.